CACCUGCCGCGAGGCCGUAAAGCCUGCCCCACAAAGCGGAUAAAUCCCGCCGGGGCUGCCCCGUAGAGCCAGACGGACGUGCCUGAACGUAGCGCAGCCGAGCUCCAGCCCCCGCGCGAGGAGACGCCGCACCGCUGCCAAAAACAAAGCAGCCUGCCCGCGAGCGCGGGGAGCGCACGCGCCGCCCAAACAGAUCACCGCGCCGCCAGACAAGAUGCCGCGCUCCACUGCGUCCGACGAUGAGUACGAGCCGAGCCCCGGUCGGCGGGGCGGGGGUGGCGACGUUAUACAGAACAUGCCGUACGAUGAGGCCCUCGAGCUGUCGCAGGAGAGCGAGGCGUCGUCGCUCGCGGACGGCAAGCCGUCGCCCAAGGCCUACGCCGGCGCAAAAGGAGGCGACGCGGGCGCCAAGGGCGGCGCCCCGAGCCCCAAGGCGGCGGCGCGCGGCGCGCCGGCGUCGAAGGGGAAUGCCGUCUUCCACAACAAUCCAUUUGACGAGGCUGAGGACCUGGACGACUCCGAGAAUUCUGUAAGUACGACUGAAGAGAAAAGCAGCAGCCCGGCGCGGCCGGCGGCGGCCUUCAGCAAGCAGCCGCCCGCGCGCAGUUCGCCUGAGCGCCCGCAAGCCGCCAGGCCGUCGCCGAAGCAGUCCGGCAGCAUGGGCAUGGGGAUGAUGGCGCAGCAGUCGUCUUCCAGUGACGACGACGACGAGGACGAGGAGGAGGACGACGAGGACCCGCCCCAGAAGCAGGCGCCGACCGAAGUCGAGGGCGCGUACAACCCGGACGACUACGCCGACCUCAAUGUGUCAGCGGACGUGCGCGACCUGUUCCAGUACAUCGGGAGAUACGCCGCGCACGAGGUCGAGCUCGAGUCGACGCUCAAGUGUUUCGUACCCGACUACAUCCCGGCGGUCGGCGAGAUGGACGCGUUCCUCAAGGUGCCGCGGCCCGACGGCCAGAAGGACAACCUCGGCCUGCAGGUUCUCGACGAGCCGGCGGCGGCGCAGUCCGAUGCGACCGUGCUCGAAUUGCAGCUGCGUGCAGUCUCCAAAAAGCAGCACGGCGACGUGGCUGUCAGAAGCAUCGAAAAUGCCGCCAAGAAUCCCCAGGAGAUCGAUAGGUGGAUCAAAUCCAUCGAGGACCUGCACCGAUCGAAGCCGCCGCCCCAGGUCCAUUACCGAAAAGCUAUGCCGGAUAUUGAUAAGCUCAUGGAGGAAUGGGAGCCCGAGUUCGAGGAGCUGCUCAAGACGACGCCUUUACCUGAUGAAAAUUUGGAAGUCACUCUGGCCGAAUUCGCGAAGAUCGCCUGCGGCCUGCUCGACGUGCCGGUGUAUGACUCGAUCGUGGAGUCGCUGCACGUGCUCUUCUCCGUCUAUCUGGAGUUCACGGAGAACGUGCACUUCCAGCAGCAGGUGCCGGCGGACGGGCCGCAGGUCAUGACGAACUAGCGUGUAAGGACG
Pelagomonas calceolata is the source of this 1462-nucleotide messenger RNA. NCBI's taxonomy places the organism in Eukaryota, Pelagophyceae, Pelagomonadales, Pelagomonadaceae. The record is from the annotation of a GenBank genome assembly.